AUGGAAGCUCUUCAGUUAGAUAAAAACCUUUUUGCAACCUUAAGGAAAAAACUUGAAGUACCAGCUCAUAAGUGUGGAAAACUGAUUGGGUUUGGAGGUUACAACUUAAAGAAACUGACAGCAGUAACUGGUGUUCACGUCACACAAACUAAUGGUUCCAACUAUGACAUAUUUGCACCCAACCAGAGUGCCAUGGAUGAAGCUAAAGAGAUGAUUGAGGAAUUUCUGUCCGAGGAGAAAGAACCAGAACUUGAAUUUGGUGCUAUUUACACAGCAACAAUUGUAGAGUUAAGAGAAACUGGUGUUAUGGUUACUUUGUAUCCAGCUAUGACACCAGCCUUACUUCACAACUCCCAGUUAGACCAAAGAAAGAUAAGUCACCCUACUGCUUUGGGAUUGGAAGUGGGACAAGAAAUUCAAGUGAAGUAUUUUGGCCGUGACCCCGUUAGUGGAAGGAUGAGGUUGUCCCGUAAAGUUCUACAGCCAACGGCUACUACAGUCUUACGUAACUUGGGAGAAAAACAACAAGUGUCUACAUCUAAUCUUAACUCAAGCUCACAAUGAGUGGUGCUUACUAUAGACCAGCUGUGAUGUUGAACCAGGCUACAAAACUGUUAGUCAGGAAGAUGUAACAUAGUGUUUUGUAAGCAGGGGAGAUAUUUCUAUGCUAAAUUUACAGAGAUUAAGUACAUAAAGGACUUGAAGUGUUUUGACUUUCUCGAGGAACAAACAGCUUGAGUAGUUAUUACAAAAUAACAAAACACUCUUCAAAAAAUCUUUAUUGUACUGGCUGAAAUAACAGAUUAAACAUUUUUUACAUCAGGUUCAAAUAGGGAAAAAGUAUAAAUAUAUUCUUUUUUUCUUUUUAUAAAAAAUAGAGCUCUGGCUCCAUUGUACAUACCUACAGUAAUAUAUGUAUUAAAUAUAAUACACAAUAAUUGUGUGGUUAGACUGAACUUGUAUAAAUACACACUAAUUAAGGAUAACUAACUAUUCUUAUGUUACAUGCAAUUAUUCUCAAUUAUUUGGUUUUGAUUAUCAU
Limulus polyphemus (Atlantic horseshoe crab) is the source of this 1042-nucleotide messenger RNA. RefSeq names its product polyribonucleotide nucleotidyltransferase 1, mitochondrial-like. Lineage: Eukaryota; Metazoa; Arthropoda; Merostomata; Xiphosura; Limulidae. Bases 1 to 564 code for a protein of 187 amino acids. The record is from RefSeq and is a predicted model, not a curated record. The transcript is spliced from 6 exons. Gene Ontology annotation, biological process: mitochondrial mRNA catabolic process; mitochondrial RNA 3'-end processing. Gene Ontology annotation, cellular component: cytosol; mitochondrion. Gene Ontology annotation, molecular function: polyribonucleotide nucleotidyltransferase activity; 3'-5'-RNA exonuclease activity; RNA binding.